AUGAGGACCAGUGUCAAUUUGCGCAUGGAUUUGGUGAACUGCGUCCUGUGGUUCGUCAUCCUAGAUACAAAACUGAAGUUUGCAGAGCGAAGAGAAGAAACGGUGCAAGAAAUAGAGGGGUUAUCUGGGAAGAGCUUGCCGGAAGCUAUUGGUUAUCAAGUUGUGGUGGUGUUGAUGGUGGAGGUGCAGGUUUUGGAGGAGGAUGAGGAAGCAGUGGUGGUUGUCAUGGCUGUUUCUAGUUCCCUUGCUAUUGUUCACUAUUUUUCUGAUUUCAUCACCACUCGAGUUAGUAUUGAGACCACACUUGAUCAGUUUAAAGCCGAAGUUUGUAGGCAAUUGAAGCAGUUUACUCCUCUUGGUAUUUCAUUCUUCUUCCGAGAAGAUGGGAAAGAUCUUCCGGUUGACUGUGAUUAUUCGCUUCGAGCGCUUGCUUCUCUCACAAACAAUCAGAAGAAGGCCAGUUUUGAUAUAUUCUUGCAAAAUGUUACUCAUUUGGCCUCAUCAUCUAGCUCUAGGGCAGUUUCUUCUAUUUCUAAUGGUUCCAGUAUGUCUUCAAGAAACAAUCACGUAGUUGGAAUGUUCACGGCUAAGUGUGCAGAUAGCAAAUGCGUCUGGAAAUUUCAUGCAGCUUCUAUUGAUGAAAGGAACGAAAUGUUUCAGGUCAGAGCUUAUAACCCUGAGCACACUUGUGGUGCUGGUGGGCGCAAUUUGAAUCAAACAUACUCAACCAGGUUCUCGUCUAGUUUGAUUGAGGAAGAAGUUCGCAAAAAUCCUCACAAGAAGCCAAGACAAAUUGCAGAUGAUUUCCAGAUCAACUAUGGAAUUAACAUGGAGUAUUAUCAAGCCUAUCAUGGUAGGGAGAAGGUAUAUGAGACCAUUUAUGGUGACGAUGUUAAGUCAUACUCGUACUUGGUGUGGUAUAUUAAUGCUAUAAAGGACACCAACCCUGGUAGUGUGAUAGACUUCCAACUUAAUCCUGGAAAGCAAGAGUUCAAACGAUUUUUUCCUCUUGCUAUGGGACUAUGUGAUUCUGAGACUAUAGACAACUCGGAUUGGUUUUUGAGAAAUCUGCUACAAGUUGUUGGUGACGGGAGACUAAUUACCUUUCAUUCUGAUCGCCAUGAGGGACUCUUACAAGGUGUUCCACUUCACUAUCCAGAGUCAUUCCAUAGCUUCUGUUACUAUCAUUUGAAGAUGAAUCUUCCCAUCAACGGAUCUGAUCCUAGGUACACUCUUAUGCUUGACCUCUUCCAAGAAGCGACGUACACACUCACACCUGAAAACCAUUACAAGGCCAUUCAGAAAAUAAGAGAUCUGAAUUGUUGUCGGUAUGGGCGUACAUCUAACCAAAUAGCAGAAUCAUACAAUAGUUGGAUUAAGGUUCACAAGAAGAUGCCUGCAUUUGCUCUUCUUGAUCAGAUUAGGAUGAAAAAUAUGAGAAUAAUGGCUAAGCGUCGUGUUAUUGAUGAUGCUAUGAUGACUCCUUUAACUCCAGAGUACGAGGGAAGGCUCGAGUCUCUACAAGAUGAAGGUUUAGCAUGGAAAGUAAUUGUUUCUAGUCCUACCGUGUUUGAAGUUUUAAGCGAAAGGACUCACAGAGUGGAUCUAGAACACUCUACCUGCACCUGUCAAAGGUGGAGUGUGAAAGGUUUUCCUUGUGCCCAUGCUCUUGCAGCGAUACGAAAGGUUAAACGUGAACCAAUUGAUUUCAUUUCACCGUACUUUACAAGCGACUAUUAUAAGAGGACUUAUUUGCAUGCCAUCCAACCAAUUCCCAACUACAACAGGCUUGCUGAUAUUGACAAAUCCAACACCAUCAACCCUCCAUCUGUCAUAAAGAGACAACCAGGUAGACCCCAAGGCAAAAGGAUUUUAAGCAAAGGUGAAAAGGAAGCAAAGAGGAAAAUUAAUUGUAGCAAUUGCAAGGAAACUGGUCACAACAGGGCAAGUUGCAAGAAUCCUCCGAAGUUCACACCCCUAGCUUUUUAA
Molecule: messenger RNA, 1989 nt
Organism: Papaver somniferum (opium poppy)
Lineage: Eukaryota; Viridiplantae; Streptophyta; Magnoliopsida; Ranunculales; Papaveraceae
Exons: 11
Coding region: 1-1989 (662 amino acids)
Molecular function (GO): zinc ion binding
Source: RefSeq, a predicted model, not a curated record